AUGAUUCUUAGUCUGAUUCUUUUGAUUUUAAAUUUGAACGAAUCUUAUGGUGGGACAAUUGUUAUCAAAGAAUGUCACAAUGGAGGCGUAGACAAAGACCAGCCUGGUCCUGGUGAAACACCAAGACGCCCUGUUCCUAGCGCAACAGCUUGUCAUGACAACGAUCAAAGUGGUCUCUGCAACAUUUUAUUCCCUAACGCUGACAUUGCCAAUAGCGUAGAUCCGACUAAACCUUACAAAGUCAAUGAGAACUGUUCUUCUGCAACACAUUCAUCCAUUGCUACCAAAUUUUGUGCAUCAACUUGCGCUUUAUGUUGCAAAAUACCUCGAUUCAGCGCCUGCCACGAUACUGCAAGCAAUUGCACAUUAUUUGAAAAUCCAGCGCUUUGCACCAGUCAACAUCUUUACGCCUUUGCACUUGAAAGAUGUGCGAAAACUUGUGGCUUAUGCGAUAAACCUGGCUCGGCUGGAACGACUACUGUGGUUGCAUCAAGUUGCAGAGAUGAAAGGGUCGAUUGCGCUCGCCAUCUACAAUUCUGUCGCGUCUCCCCAUUCUCAUCGUAUUACAGUGUUUAUUGCCGUAAAACCUGCAGUUAUUGCUGA
This is a messenger RNA of Dracunculus medinensis (Guinea worm), 603 nucleotides long. The record is from the annotation of a GenBank genome assembly. NCBI's taxonomy places the organism in Eukaryota, Metazoa, Nematoda, Chromadorea, Rhabditida, Dracunculidae.